UGUCUUCUGUCCAGCAGGAUGCCAAGGAAGGGGAGAAGGUCUGAGGCGGCAAGGCACCGAUGGAGGAAGCUCGACCUGGAGGGGCCGACUCCCUCCACUUUCCCCCUGAAGACGGUGUCCCCCCCGGCUGGAGAGGAGCCUUCCACAGGGUCGAGCACCAGGGAGACCCACCCCCCCUGCUCCCGAGCUCCAGUCAGCAACUUGGUUGGAUCUUCAUCCCCAGCCAAGCCUUUCUGGAGCACGGGAGAUUUGCUACCCAACGUUCGGCCACGCCGCGGUACCGGUUUCCGCCAUCGGGUGCGGAGGUGGCCAACUUUGAAGCUCACAGGACGGAGCCACAAGUUGGUCAUCCCGCCGGAGUCUCCUGACAAGAAGUUCGUUCUGAUUGUCGGGGACUCCCACCUCCGGUCCAUCGUGGACGGUUUUGCCGUGAUGCCAGAAGGGAAGUUCUCUUUUGGGGUCAUGUCGACCCCUGGGGCCCACGCCGCUCAGCUGCGGACGGAGGUCCUGCAUGCUGACGUUCCUCGGCCCCCUGUGUGUGUUCUUGCCCCCAGCAACAACCUGACUGCGAGCAGGACCAUCGACGAGGCAGCCAUCGAUUAUGCAAGUCUCCUCACUGCUGUGAGGAGCCGCUGGCCGGAGGUUUUUGUGCUGGACUUCCCGCCCCGCCUGCAGGAGGAUGAGACGUGCCAGGUCCUCCUGCGCCAAGAGUACCACCGCGUGACAGCUCGUAUGGGUAUGAGGUACUUCUCUGUGGCGGAGCACUUCCCCCUUACGCGCUUGAACCUGUGGAGCAGAGACGGCGUUCACCUGAGCGACUGUGAGGGGAUGGGCAUCCUCACCCAGCUGCUGUGGGCCGCGACGGAGCAGUUCCUUGAGACACCACCACCUCCCCCGGUGUCUCCUACUCCUUCACAGCCACUUGGGAAGGUAUCUCCUAAGCUGGUUGUGAAGGGAGAGGUACGUGCUCCUCUGUCUCCUGACCCCUUCCUGUGGAAGGUCGGAGAAGCAAGGUUAGUAAAGUUUAUUAUAUUGUGCGUUUACAUGUUUGUGUACAUUUUGGUGAACGGGUGCACAGUUAUAAUUAAGAAGCAUCUAUUUAAUCAAAUAUGUGAUGUUAACUUUCCCUGUCGCAGGUUCCUGGUCAGGCCAGUGUGGCGCAGCAGCAGGAGAAGGAGUCCUUCCUCCCACUGAGCCCAGUGUGGUUCAGUAGCACGAUCCUCCGUGCUGUGGAGGAGGUGUCUCCUUCUCAGCUGUCUGGCGUGGAGGACUGCAGGUCUCCUCCAGGGAGCAAGAAGGUGGCCUCUCCAGCGGCAGCCAGGCGUCGUAGGACCGUGGAGAGACGCCCCCCCCACCGCCAGUCUCCUGUGAACAAUCUGGUUAGAUCCCCUCCAACCAGGCUGUCACAGAGACUGGAGGACGACGCCCCCUCCAGCCCGGUUCCUCGGUCCAGGGCCACGGACAGACCAUCCCCCCGCACCCAAAUUUCAGUGACCAACCUGAUGGAGUCCCUUCCAGUCAGGUUGUCCUGCAGUUUGGGUGAUCCGGAGACCCCCUGCUGUUCCC
Molecule: messenger RNA, 1566 nt
Organism: Neoarius graeffei (lesser salmon catfish)
Lineage: Eukaryota; Metazoa; Chordata; Actinopteri; Siluriformes; Ariidae
Exons: 12
Coding region: 19-1194 (391 amino acids)
Source: RefSeq, a predicted model, not a curated record